AUGGCAGCAGCGCCGCUCCGUGAGCAGCCCGUGGCACAAGAUGCGCGGCGUGUGCGUGGGACACUGCAUCUACUCGCACAUGAUGGAUCAGAAAAGGGCAGGUUCGUCAUGUCAAAGAUCACAACAUCCCUAGGUCGCGCCCUUUCCAACGACGUACGUCUCUUGCUCGAAGAUGUUAGUCGACUGCACUGCAGUAUUGUAUUCGACAAAGAAAAUCAUGCAACUCUUCAUAUUUACGGCGCAAAUGGUGUAUGGCAUAAUCAUUCGCUUCUCAAACCACAGGAUCGGAACACGUGUGUGUCGCUGGCUGACGGUGACCAGUUAAAAAUUUCAAAGCAUCUCCUUCGCUUUGCGUAUGGGACACCCUAUGAAGAAAAAGAAGAAGGUAUGGUAUCGCAAGCAGAGGAUAUUCAAGAUACGACGUGUGUGCCUGGAGAAGACAACGUACCAAGCCCGUCAUCCUCCUAUCUUGAGAAUGAUGUGACUCCCACACCUACGCAAGACGAAGCAGAACAGGAUCCAGAACUACCUGCCUGUACGGCUCCCCUGGGAGAACAACUCGGUAAUCUGUCAGUCUCGCAGACAAGCGCUACCACGGACUCCCACGAAGGCCAUGGUACGGCGCAGACAAAUUUGAUACCGGAAAAGACCUACAAUGAGCCUGCACCGUCAGCUACGUCCACACCGAGGCGAGCACGACGUGCCUCUCAUCUAACAACGACCAUUCCCCGUCGUCAGAGUGCGCGUCUGAAAGCUCGUGCUAGUUUGCCAUCGAUGCGUAGUGCAUGGACGCCGGAGCAUGCCAAGAGGCCUGUCUUGGUAUCCCAACAUGUGGACAUACCUGAAAAGGAUACGACAUCGAUAUCUACUGUGGACGGUACGCAAAAUUUAUCUGCUUCCCUGCCUCAAGAAGAGAGUAUGACAAGCUCCUCGAUUGCGGUGCAAGAGUCAGACAAAGCUCGCGAUCCUACGUUGGAAGAUAUGGAUCAGAAGAAUAUGGACUUGAAUAGCUCGUCGUACCUAGCGUAUGACGAAUCAGAUGCCCCAUCCAGCGAUGACGAAGAAGAAGCGGAAGUGGAGAAAAGCCUCGAACUUAGCACAGAGGUUGGUACUACGCCGUCGCCUAAGCCAAAGCCUCUCGGCCCACACUUCCUGACACCCCAAGCGGACAAGCCAACAAAGGUCGAAACUCGUCGUCUCUCGGACAUCCAAGCCACAAAGGAAAAUGACAAGAGGACGCCAAUGCCGUGUCAUCGAUCAUCAUGGCAAUGGCUUAGAAAUAUGCUGUCGCCUAGCUCUUUAUCCGCCGAAUCGGAGGCAGAAUCUAAGGCAGAGGACAUGGAGGCGAGGGAAUAUCCUUCUAUGAUGGACACAAGUGAUGUGGUGCCAGAGGGGGAAAAUACAAGGGACGACGAAGAAACGGACAAGACACCGAAAGUUGCGGAGCCGGAAGAGGUGGCAGAAGAAGUGGCGGAAGAGCCCGUCUCCAACACCAGUAUCGAAGCAGGCAGAUCCACUCUGGCCGUCGAGUGUCUCCAAGAGAAAAAGCCAGAGCCACCCACUCCCGAUAUGCGUGUAUUGAAGCACAUGUUCUCCGAGCCACGACCAGUGGCUGGUGUCGAUACAGCUCUUUCUGACUUCCGCCACUUGAUCUAA
Malassezia pachydermatis is the source of this 1656-nucleotide messenger RNA. RefSeq names its product fha domain-containing protein. Lineage: Eukaryota; Fungi; Basidiomycota; Malasseziomycetes; Malasseziales; Malasseziaceae. Gene Ontology annotation, molecular function: protein binding. Bases 1 to 1656 code for a protein of 551 amino acids. The transcript has 4 exons. The record is from RefSeq and is a predicted model, not a curated record.